Molecule: messenger RNA, 3826 nt
Organism: Bufo bufo (common toad)
Lineage: Eukaryota; Metazoa; Chordata; Amphibia; Anura; Bufonidae
Gene: VWA3A
Product: von Willebrand factor A domain containing 3A
Exons: 34
Coding region: 71-3652 (1193 amino acids)
Source: RefSeq, a predicted model, not a curated record
GGAAAGGGGACCGUACACAGGACUUAUUCCAUAGGGACUGUGCUGGGCUGACCCGUGCAGGAAUGACCCAAUGGAUCUACAGACAGACAACAUGGCUCUUAUUCUGGAAAAUGAGCAGUUCUUCAAAACUUCUUACCAAGAAGCAGAAGAUGGCUUGAUACCUGUUCCCAUUAGAGUGAGACCCUCCUGGCAAGAUGUGAAAGAUGACAAAUUGAUGAAGACGACAGGCGACAGCUUUCUGGUGACACCAGAUCGGCUGAGACUGACAGCGGCAGAGAAUGGUCUGAAUGAUACACAGUGUUCUGAAGAAUGGCUUCUCUAUCAUGGUAUAGACUCCAGGCAUCUCACCAUCCAAGAUCUACUAAACCUGGGGAGCAUUGUCAUGAAACCAUCAAGAAAUGCAGCCAAGCAAAUUGAACUAACUGCAGAGACCGUAAAUGAAUUUGAAUUGAAAAUUCAGGAGGCAAUCGAUUACUUCCAUAGACGAAUUCACUGGUUAAUGGAAGGCAGCAGGAAGAUGUUUGGACUUGUUCUGGGGAAAAAUGUAGGUCUGCUGAUCGAUUCAUCGCAUUUAAACUGCGGUCCAAGGAGAAUGGAUUUCUUAAGAGGCCUUUUGUGCCUUGUAGAUGAGCAGCUGUGCUACAAAGACAAGAUUUUUCUGAUGUCGUUUGGAACUGAUGUCUCGUGUCCAUGGGAAUAUCCAAAAGAUGUCAACAUUCGUGUAUUACAUGAAGCAAGACAGUGGAUUCAAGAGACGCAGCCUCGAGGUGGCUGUAACUUACUCCUAGCAUUACGGAAAGCUUUGCAGAUCCAGGACCUGGAUACUCUUGUGGUUAUCGUUAGCAACUGCCCUGACCAGACAUCAGAUGUCCUUUCUGACUACCUGCUGCAGUGCACUAUGGGGAAAAGUCUUAAAAUCCACCUAGUUGCAUUUGAUAGCAUUGGGCAGGCUGAUUUACAGGCAGUGGCUGAAUCAGUUGGAGCACAUUUUCAUUGCUUCUCUUCAUGGAAAGAGGAUGAAAUUUAUGCAAGCACCGAUAUUCAGUUAGUAUUCAAAGAGGUUCAGAAAGCAGUAGGCAUCUUGAACAAGAUCAAGGAGCUGCGGCAAGGAAAACUGGAUGACACAUUUAUCAGUAUAAUACAAAAGAUAUCAACUGAGGUUGCCAAAAUACCUCCCUCUGCAUUUCUUCCAAAACCACCCAAUCACAAUGCACCACUGAAUAUAAACAUACCCAAUUUUUCACCCAGAACAUCUGCUGAAUGGCUGAAGAAAAACGGACUGAAAGCCAAAAAGAUGACCCUCUAUCAAAUACUAGCUCCUAAUGCAUAUUCCGCGCUGGAGGAAUUUGUGCCCAUACUUCAAAAAACGGUCUCAUCUACACUUCUCGAGCGAGCAAUGAUGCAGUUUGAAUGGUAUGAUGGAACAGUUAAGAACAUUCAUGUGGAUCUCCCAGUGCUUUAUGAAUACCAGAAAAACUUAGCCAAAGUGACACGGACCUACGAGAAAAGAAUAGACUGGCUCACAAAGGGAAGCCGAAAAAUGUGGGGAACGGUUUGUGAAAAAAGGGUUGUGCUGCUUGUGGACUUAUCACUUGAGAACGCCUUGCACACUAUACAUAUUCAGCACGCUCUGCGGCUUUUACUGGAGGAACAAAUGGCAAACAAGGAUUUAUUUAACAUUAUAGCAUUCGGGGGUGAUGUACACUUUUGGAAGGAAAGAAUGGUUCCCACAACAUCUGAAAAUUUGCAGAGUGCAUGGAAGUGGGUUCUGACUUUGGAGUGUGAAGGCAGCAGAAAUACUCUCGGUGCAAUUAAAGAAGCAAUAGAGUGCAACUUCGUUGAUCAGGAAAACCAAGAAUCUCAGGGAAUGUAUUUAUUUACUAGUGGCAUUCCAGAUCAGGAAGUGAAUGCAGUUCAUGCCUACCUGUCAGAGGCUGUCAGCGGAUGUGAUCUGCAGCUCCACGUCUGUCUAUUUGCAACCAGUGAAGACAGUGACAAUGACAGAAGUGACACAGCUUGUGUCCUUCAGGACUUAGCUCAUGCCACUAAUGGAAGGUUUCAUUGGUUUGAUGACAAAGGUGUGAUUGAAAGUGAUGACAUAAGUUCACUUGUUUCUGAGAUGGAGAAAGCAGUUAACUUCUCUAAAAAGUGUGCCUACUUGGUGGAAUCAUUAAAAUACCGCACAAGGACUAAAGAUGAAAGCCUAACUCCUGCAGACGCUUCUGCAGUUUUGUGUGAAAAAGAGAAGCAGAAACCGAAAAAACUCCCUCUACCGAAACCAACAGCUCUGACGCUUGCUAGAAUGGGUAUUAGAGAUGAGGACGAAGGAAAGAAGGAUGCCAACAUGAAAGCAUUGAUGUGGCGACCAAAUAGUGCCAAGGCUGAUAUUCCUCCAGCUCAAGCUUUAAAAGAUUGGACCUUUUCUUAUGACAAGAAGGUGAAACUAAGGAAACAGCAGAAACCGUCCAUCAGUUCCUUUUAUACUGAAAAUGGGAAGGAUAUUGGGGUGGUGUACAAAGAUUAUCCAAAGACCAAGACUGUAAGGAAGUCUAUCCCUUUUAUUGUGUUACCUAAGGAAGAAGAAGUCUGUUCUACCAAAGUGUGGUUAAAGAAGUUUGGUUUGAAGAAGCUGAAGUUGGAGCUUACCAAACUGGUGUUUGGCCCCGAUUGCACUCACCAGAAAAAGCUGGUACCAGCAUUACAUAAGAAAGUCUCGGCAAAGUACUGCACCAUUUUCCCAAGUGUGGAGAUCAAUGGAAUUGUGAAGCAUCUUCAGUUUCAGCCCAAGGAAUUAGAGGAAUAUAUUGAACAAUUAGAAAAAACUUUAAAGCGCUACAUUCAACGGCUUCAGUGGCUUCUUUCAGGGAGUCGUCGACUGUUUGGCACUAUAUUGGAGAACAAAGUGUGUAUACUUAUUGAUGCAUCCAGCUCCAUGGCUCCCUUUUUGGCAGAACUACAGAAGGGGUUAAUAUCACUACUGUGGGAACAACUAAAGCCAAGAAAUAUUUGGUUCAAUAUGAUAAGCUUUGCUGAAAACAUUGAGGCAUGGCAGGAGUGCUUGGUGGAGGCCUCUGAUGAAGCUUGCCAAGAUGCAGUGCAAUGGCUUUCCAGGCUACAGCCCCGGGGAAACACCUGUAUUCUUCAUGCUUUGGAGAAAGGUUUUGCUUAUCCAGAUGUACAAGGCGUCUACCUCCUGACAGACGGGAAACCAGACGUUACCUAUAACCUGUUGCUAGCAGAACAUCUUUUAAAGUCUCACAAUAUUAAAGUGCACACUGUUUCUUUUAAUACUUCAGAAAGAUCAGGAAAUGAAUUCCUGAAGCGGUUAGCCACUCUGUCUGGAGGGAGAUACCAUUCUCGACAUGGGGAUAUGGAUGGACACUACGUUGCACACAGGAUGUUGACUGAAGGCUUCACCGAUGAAGAUGAUCCAGUCCUCCCUGUGUUUGAAGGAGAUGAUUUAAAACGACUUGCAAAAGAAAUAGACACAGCUCGCCACUUUGUCACCCAAGCCAGAUCUUUCCAGUCCCUGAUAUUGGAAAAGCAGAACUCUGCCUCUAGAGACGUGUUCUUGGAAGGAAGUGAUGUUUCAGAUGAAAGGAAUCGGAUCACUCCAGGAAAAAAAAAUCACUUAACCAAUCAGGCAACAUAGAAGAAACUGGAAUUUUAAAUGUAUAAAUUGACUGUAUGUAAAUGUCUCUCAAUCAAACCUUUUCCCCAAAACUGUCGGUACUUAUGUAUUCUGAGAUCUCUUAUUCUUGGAGAAUUGUCAAAUAUAAUUUGUUAAAGAUAUACCGGUACAUUGAUUUUAAAGGAGUUUUCUGAA